Messenger RNA from Capra hircus (goat), 820 nucleotides. Its product is annotated as tyrosine-protein phosphatase non-receptor type substrate 1-like. Gene Ontology annotation, cellular component: plasma membrane. Lineage: Eukaryota; Metazoa; Chordata; Mammalia; Artiodactyla; Bovidae. Bases 62 to 820 code for a protein of 252 amino acids. The record is from RefSeq and is a predicted model, not a curated record. The transcript has 3 exons.
UCCAGUGCAUUUCAACUGUACUGCUGGUCCCUUCAACUCCUCAGACUUCAAUGUCACCUGGAUGAAGGACAGAGAUGAGCAUCCAGCCUCGGCUCAGCGCCUAGUGACCGACAACAAAGGCAAUUACUCCAUCACCAGUAAGGUGUGGGUGACCCUGUCCCACCAAGAUAUCUUGUCAGAGAUAACCUGCGAAGUCACGCACCGGGGCCUGGCCAAGCCCCUGCGGAGGAGCAUGAACCUCUCCCUGGUGCUCCAAGUUGUCCCCACCCUGAAGAUCACCACCCAGCCCUCUGCGAUGCAAAUCCGUGUGCAUCAGAGAGUGAAUCUCACGUGCCAUGUGAGCCGCUUCUAUCCCUCCCGCCUGCAUCUCACCUGGAUGGAGAACAGGCACAAGGUGCAGACCGUGGAGUCCCCCCAGGUCACCAGAAGCCCAGCCGGGACCUACUCUCCGCAGCACACCUGGCAAGUAGAGGCUACGCUGGAUGGGAGAGAGUUUGCCUGCUGGGUGGUCCAGGAUGAGCAGCCCCCAGUCCAGGCCAACAUCACCCUGCGGGCUCAGGCGUCCAGACUGGGGAAAGGUCAGGUUACUGUGACCUGGCUUAAAAAUUCCCACCAGCUAUUAAAGUCCCAGACCAGCGUCCGCCCUCAUGGAGACAUCUACAAUGUGACCAGCCGUGUGCUCCUCCUUCUGGAGGCUGACGACAUGCAUUCCCUCGUCCACUGCCAAGUCAAGCACAUGUCCACCCUGGUUUCCCAGAAAACCAUCAGACUGGAGCAGUACCUCCGUGGUAAGGAUGUUCUCUUUGUCCAGAUGGCUUAG